UCGUAUGGGGCGGUCGUCUCUGGAAUAAUGCACUUUAAUAGUAGAUUUAACUGGAGUAGUGCUUUUUAACUUUAAUUAUUAUACAUUCAAAAAGCGAAUCAUUAUAUUAUAUUAUAUUAUUGUGACGCAUACAUAACAUCCGACUAGAGACAACUCCAAAUAUGACUGGUAUUGCAGCGAAGACAUCAGCAAUGUUCAACAACGGCGUGACCAGCGUCGAAGUUGUGGACAGUGAUAACGAUGAUAUUGGUGUUGAAACGAGUGGAAUUAAAAAGUUAUGGGUACCAUCAGUGAAUAAAUUUCGACAAUUUUUCAAAUCAUCUCCGAAUACGAUGUCCAGUAAUAAUAAACGCCACUGGCGCAAGCGUCAAAACAAGACAGAUACUGAGAACGAUCAGUACUAUGACCCGGACGAUGAUCAAGACGAUUACAGUGACAAGCAGGAGCUACACCAACAUGUUGAUGAUGGAAAUGGUAGUAAAAGUCAUGACAUAGAAGAAGAUGACGAUGAUGAUGAAGAGUAUCAAGACGAAGACAGACAAGUGCGAAAGAAAAUGCUCAAAAAACAAAACAAGAAAGAAGUAGAAGUAAAAAAAAAAAAAAAUACUGAAAUACGUUUAUUAUUGGCUAAAUCAUCAGAUGACACUAAAAAGACCGCAAAAAUAAUUUCGGAAUCUACCGCUGUAGUCUCGAUAGUGGACGAAAUAGAUUGUAAAGAAAAUCCAAACACUAAUAUCAAUGAUGGAGAAAGGGAAACUUGGGAAAGAAAUGCAGAUUUUUUGCUAUCUAUUAUUGGGUUUGCAGUAGAUUUGGCGAAUAUUUGGAGAUUUCCAUAUCUUUGCUACAGAAACGGUGGAGGAGCAUUUUUAAUACCAUACUUUUUAAUGUUGAUAUUCGGCGCUGUUCCCCUAUUUUAUAUGGAACUCAUAUUAGGCCAAUAUAAUAGACAGGGGCCAAUAAGUGUGUGGAAGAAUGUAUGCCCUCUUUUUAAAGGAGUUGGAUUUUGUGCUGUGUUGGUUGCAUUUUAUGUAUCAUUUUACUAUAACGUUAUUAUUGGUUGGUCGUUGUAUUUUUUGGCGAUGAGUACAACCAGUAGUUCGGGACAACUGCCGUGGGUGCACUGUAACAAUACCUGGAAUACAGAUACGUGCGUUGAACAGAAAGAUGAUUGGGCAUCGGCAUAUAACCAAUCGGAUCACGUUCAUAAUUAUCUACCUCGGACGCACGCAAAUGGGACUUUACUUUCAAUGUCCGAUGGUACAUCGAUAAUAGGCAGUAAUUUCAACAACCAAAGUUCACCGGCGGCUGAAUAUUUCCACCGUGGCGUGCUUGGCAUGCAAAUGAGCGACGGUCUCAACGAACUGGGUUAUCCAAAAUGGCAACUGGCGCUGUGUGUGUUCAUCGUAUACGUUAUGCUGUACUUGAGCUUGUUCAAAGGUGUUAAGUCGUCCGGAAUUGUCGUUUGGGGCACGGCCACACUACCGUAUUUAGUAUUGACAAUCUUGUUGAUUAGAGGUCUUAUGUUACCUGGCUCGCUAACCGGCAUAACCUAUUAUUUACAGCCCGAACUGUACCGCCUUUUAGAUACACAAGUGUGGGUGGACGCAGCCGUUCAGAUAUUUUAUUCAGUAGGAGCCGGGUUCGGGGUUCACUUGUCGUACGCGUCAUACAAUAAUAUAAAAAACAAUUGUUACACUGACUGCUUGAUUACAACGGCCGUCAACUGCUUUACGAGUUUCUUUUCCGGUUUUGUUAUAUUCACUUAUUUGGGUUUCAUGUCACACAAACAACAUAAGCCCAUAAGUUCGGUAGCCACUGAGGGUCCUGGUCUGGUGUUUCAAGUUUAUCCCGAAGCUGUAGCAACGUUACCCGGAUCGAAUAUCUGGGCCAUGUUGUUUUUUUUCAUGUCCAUCACGUUGGGCAUUGAUUCGGCGAUGGGUGGAUUAGAAUGCGUCAUUACUGGACUGAUGGACGAAUUUAGUGGCUUCUUUAAGAACCGUAAAUGGCCACGCGAACGUUUCACGUUUGCAGUCAUAGGUAUAUCGUUUUGCGUGGCUCUGAUUAAUGUGACACCGGGUGGCAUUUAUAUGCUUCAUUUAUUGGACACGUAUGCUGCUGGUAUAUCUCUGUUGUGUUCGGCAUUAUUCGAAUGCAUAGCUGUAUCGUGGUUUUAUGGUUUGGAGAAAUUUUGCGACGACGUGGAGAGUAUGAUCGGCCACCGUCCCGGUCUAUAUUGGCGAUUAUGUUGGAAAUUCGUCAGCCCAAUGUUCAUUAUAGGAGUAGUGACUUUUGCUUUGAUCGAUCAUCAACCGCUGAGCUAUAAUGGUUACGUGUAUCCAGAAUGGGCUGAAUGGCUGGGCUGGACCCUAGCCUUUUCAUCGAUACUUAUGAUACCUGGUAUGGCUAUAGUGCAAAUGUGCAGAGCAAGUGGUUCGUUCAAAAAGAGAUUGGCAUAUAACAUCACGCCAUUAAAUGAGCGUGAAUCGAUGGAAAAGAAUAAGGGCGAAUGUACUAGAUUUCGUCUAAAGCACUGGUUAUAUGUUUAGUGUAAUACUGAUCAUUUCAAUGUAUUCAUGUUUUUUUUUUUUAAUAAUAAUUAUUAAUUAUAUCGCUUUGUGUUCCAUUAAUUAAUUAAUAAUACAUUUUUGCUAUUGCUAAUAUACUCGUAUAUUAAAAAAUAAAUAAAAAACAAAAUAGACAAUAGUUAGGUAAGUACGAUAAUAUACGAUAAUCACGAUAAUACAACUUAACAGAAUUAUAAAUUAUACACACUAAUAUAACUCAUUUUAUAAAUCUAAUUAUAAUCAGGCGGAACAUAAAUGUACCUAACAAACUUAAUUGUUUAUAAACAUUAUUGUAUGGUAGACUAAUUUAUAUAAAAUUACUUUUGGCAUUAAGUACGUACUACGUACUCAGUUAGUACUUAGGUAGUAUAAUAUACUAUAUAAUAUUUAUACCAUGUACAAUUUAGCACUUGCAACAAUAUUAUUACGUGCCUAUUAUAUUAUAUUACCUAUGUUUACAUUUUACAGUAAGUUAAAUAAUGUUAUAAUUGUUGUUAAACGUUUAUAGUAAUAGAUAUUCUAUUAUCUACGAGACAAAUUUGCAACAUUAUUGGACGCUCUGUAUAUAUUGUUAUGCAAAACUGCCAAGUUUGAAAUUAUCAAACGUUUUACUUUAUAUGAACUAUAGGUGCCUAAAUGUUUAAAUAUAUCGAUAAUCUUUAUAUUAUCUUUAUAUACCUAUAAGUACUCAGGUAAAUUAUUUUUUAUACACUCAACAGACAUACUCGUAAUUAUUAUUAUACAUGUAUAUUAUGAUAUUAUUAUAUUAUAAUAUUUGUAGUGUGCCUAUUAAACUAUAGGCAGCCUAUAGUUUAAUACGAUACGCAAAUGUCAUUAGCGAUACAUAUACACGUAGAUACGCUGAACACGCAAACACACGCCACGCACACACUCACACAUACGCGCACGCACCUACACACACACACGCACACACACACACACACACACACACACACACACUUAUGCAUAAGAAAAUGUAUAAAUCAAUAAUUGUGUCAAAUUAACUGUGCAAUUAUUAUUUGUUGCACAAUUAGUAUCUUUAGUUAAUUUAUUUAUAUAAAAUGUAGGAGUAGGUAUAUUUAAUUGGUCACUAUACUACUAUAGUAUUUGUUAUACACUUAUACCUAUUAUAACAAUAUAUAGGUACGUUUAUAACAAUCCAUAUUUCCAUUUACCGCAUAUUGAUUGAGUUUUAAUUUUAGUAAAACUAUCUAAGUCACAUAAUAUUUAUCAUGCAAUACUAUUACAUACAUACAUACUACAUAAAUAAAUAUUAAUAUAUGUAGGUAUUAUAAUAUAUCAUGUAUUCCUACAAUUUACUUAUAUUUCACAAAAAAUGUUAUCACAAAAUCGUUUUAUUAAUAAUAAUCAUUAGUAUACCUAUACUCAUUAUAUAGUUCGUAAUACUAUACACUAACAUGUUAUAAUGUAACAUAUGUCACUAAAUAUAUAGUUUGUACUUUGUUUCAUUUAUAAUUUAUAGAUAUUAGAUAUAGUAAUAAUUAUUAUUAAUUGAUAAGUAUUAUAUUGAACAAAAUAAUAUAAAUAAGAGUAAUCGGAAUAAUAACAUCUCAAUAAUAUCUUAAAGACUUAAACGGUAUGAAUAUUUGUUGUUUACAGUUGAAAAAUUGUGUUAACAAAAGCUA
This is a messenger RNA of Metopolophium dirhodum (rose-grain aphid), 4210 nucleotides long. RefSeq names its product sodium-dependent dopamine transporter-like. Gene Ontology annotation, biological process: sodium ion transmembrane transport; dopamine uptake involved in synaptic transmission. Gene Ontology annotation, cellular component: neuron projection; presynaptic membrane; neuronal cell body membrane. The transcript is spliced from 15 exons. Gene Ontology annotation, molecular function: dopamine:sodium symporter activity. The coding region runs from base 162 to 2546 and encodes 794 amino acids. Lineage: Eukaryota; Metazoa; Arthropoda; Insecta; Hemiptera; Aphididae. The record is from RefSeq and is a predicted model, not a curated record.